UAUAUACUAUGAUGUUCAACCUUAAAUGAGUAGUACUACAAAAUAUCAUUUUUUUUUUCCUGGAAAAUAGUACAAAAUAUAAAUCCUGUCAAACUAAUUAUUUGAGUGUCCUCCUUAAAUACGUGAAUUCUCAACUACCUUAGGCUUUCCUUGAGGAAGAAAGAGAGAGAAGUAUUCAGUAAAUGGCAGUCAAUAAACACAUAUUCUCUAAUUUAGUAAUCUUCAUCCUUCUAUGCUUCUCCAAUUUCGCUUUAUCUGUCACCGCUGAUGAUUAUGAGUGUGUAUACACAGUGUAUGUGAGAACAAGCAAGGCCAUCAGGGGAGGAACAGACGCGAUUAUCAGCGUAACAUUCUACGAUGAUACAGGCAACGGUAUACGAAUCAAAAACCUUGAGUCAUGGGGUGGGCUUAUGGGGCAAGAUCACGACUACUACGAGCGAGGUAACUUGGACAUCUUCUCAGGCCGAGGCCCAUGUCUAAGCAGGCCCGUUUGCUCCAUGGAGCUUGUGUCCGAUGGGUCUGUCGGACACCACGGUACAGCUAGGUGGUACUGUAACUACGUCGAGGUCACUACCACUGGGCCUCACAUCCAGUGUGGUCAGCAGUUGUUUACGGUUGAACAGUGGCUCUCAGUUGAUAAGUCUCCUUACCAGCUCUUUGCUGUUAGGGAUAAUUGUGAGAACUCUGAUGGAGUUAAACGACGUCGUCCAAAUAAUACACUUCUUCCUGUGGAAACCCUCCUCACUGUUGCUUCCGAUCCUCUUGAAUUCGAACCUCCUAAGUCUUGAUUAAUCACUACAUUAAUCAAGUUUAAUGGGUUUUGAAGUUUGAUUAUGUAAAAUUUUUUAUUAUAUCUGUGGACUUUUGUAUGUAUGAUCAUUUAAAUAAUUGGAGCUUCAAAGUAAUAAUGUUUGAUUUUAAUUGGCACUAUAUUGAGUAUAUAUUGUGCAAAUAUAUGCUGAUUUUUCUUA
Chenopodium quinoa (quinoa) is the source of this 971-nucleotide messenger RNA. RefSeq names its product PLAT domain-containing protein 3-like. The transcript has 2 exons. The record is from RefSeq and is a predicted model, not a curated record. NCBI's taxonomy places the organism in Eukaryota, Viridiplantae, Streptophyta, Magnoliopsida, Caryophyllales, Amaranthaceae. Bases 183 to 788 code for a protein of 201 amino acids. Gene Ontology annotation, molecular function: protein binding.